Messenger RNA from Penicillium lagena, 1989 nucleotides. RefSeq lists its product as uncharacterized. The coding region runs from base 1 to 1989 and encodes 662 amino acids. Gene Ontology annotation, biological process: resolution of meiotic recombination intermediates; mitotic intra-S DNA damage checkpoint signaling; replication fork processing. Gene Ontology annotation, cellular component: Holliday junction resolvase complex; nucleus. Lineage: Eukaryota; Fungi; Ascomycota; Eurotiomycetes; Eurotiales; Aspergillaceae. Gene Ontology annotation, molecular function: DNA binding; nuclease activity. The record is from RefSeq and is a predicted model, not a curated record. The transcript has 2 exons.
AUGCCCGAUGUCAUUAAUCUGGUCUCUUCGGACCCGCCGAGUCCGAAGAGACCACCGCCGCAGUCGCAACAGCCAACCAACCAGCUUCCCUCGCGGCAUCCCUCCCACCGUGAACCAAUCUCGUCAGACUCAAUUGACGUCUCUCUGUUCGACUACGAUGACCUGACGUCCGCCAAUCCUGUCAAGAAACGAAAAGUGACUGGCGAGAACCCUUCGCCACUGAGACAGAGUACGACUGCGCACGAAUCAAAAGCCCCAGACCUCGAUCCACGAUUUCUGUUCUCAGACGACGACUUCGGUCUGCCUCCUUCAAACCCCGCGGCCCAGAAGAAGCCGUCACAAUUGAAUGUGGAGGACUCCGAUCCGAUUAUGUUCACAUCUUCGCUCCCGCUUCCGGAACACAGGGCGAAACCAGCUGUUGCGCAGAAACCAAAUCCCUCGCAGAUUUCUGACAUUAUUACCUUGAACGAUGAUGAUGAUGAUGAUUUCAUGAAAAUUACUACGACCCGAAAAGCUACGCUUAAUAUCGGCCGAGACGAUAUCGAGGAGUUCAGCGAUCCGUUUUCUUUGCCAGAUUUCAAUGACCUGAUUGGACUCGCGGAGCAGGGAACAGCCGCUUCCAAUACGGUUUUUUCCAGUCGGACUGCCGGUUUGUUGUCAAAUAUCAGUGAUCAAAAGGCCAAGAUCAAAUCCAGCUCUAAAGGGAAAGGCCGCUCUCAGAAAGAGGACGGCUCUUUUCCGGCGUUGGGCAAUAUGUCAGACGAAUUGGACGAACCUAUCGAGCCGCGAAGACCAGCCAAAAAAUCCAGUAAGCUUACGUCCGAAGAAAAGGAGGCAAAGGCAAAGGCACGAGAGGAAGCCAAAGCGCAGAAAGAACGGGAGCGCCAGCUCGAAAAAGAGCGGAAGCAAAAGCUCAAGGGAGAAAAAGCUCGGGAAAAACAGCUGGCUGCAGACAUUUCAGAGGUCAACAAGCUCAAGGUGGAUAAGAAGGAUUCUACACCAGAGAUGAUCAUCGACAUGGCAUUGUCACUCGAAGGAAGCAGUGUAGGAAACCAGACCGUCGAGUUCAUGAAACGGCAUGGGGUCGAGCAAACAUUUUUCACAAGCCCGAUUUCGCACGUUGUCAAAUGGCGCCGUAAGAUGACUGCCAAAUACAAUGAAACCGUUGGCCAUUGGGAACCUUGUCCACUCCACAUCCAGGAAGAAAGGCACGUACUAUGUCUUGUUCCAGCGCAAGAUUUUGUUGACAUGGUUAUUUCGGACCCUGAAAACUCAGAAAGGGACACGCUGGAGAUCCAUGUUCUUCGCAUCAAAAGCGCCUAUCCGGACUGCAAACUCAUCUACCUCAUCGAGGGGCUGACGGUUUGGAUGCGUAAGAACCGCAAUUCCCGGAACAAGGCUUAUCAAGCUGCAGUCCUUCGCCAAUACGAACAGAAUGCUGCCACAACGAGCGAAGCUGGUGAAGGCUCGUCCGCUCCUCGGGGCCGCAAAAAGAAGAACAAGCCAGAAACAACACGUCCUGUAGACGACGACACGGUUGAGGAUGCUCUCCUCGCGCUGCAGGUUACACACUCCUGUCUGAUCCACCACACAGGAGCAGCGCCCGAGUCCGCCGAAUGGAUCAAGAACUUCACCGAGCACAUCUCCACCAUUCCCUACCGCCGCGAACGCAUGGAGGGCAAUGAUGCCGCAUUUUGCAUGGAUGUCGGCCAGGUCAAGUCCGGCGAGGACAAGCUCGACACCUUCGUCAAGAUGCUCCAGGAAGUCAACCGGGUUACUGCGGCCAUGGCGUACGGCAUUACCACGCAGUAUCCCUCCGUCACGGAUCUGGUGCGUGCAAUGCGCAUGCAUGGGCCGACCUUGCUCGAGGAUGUCCGGAAAUCUGCAAAUAAAAACGGCGCCUUGACCGACUCCCGUGUUGGUCCUGCGGCUAGCAAGCGAUUGUACAAAGUAUUUACUGGUCAAGACCCUGCCUCGACGGAUGUCUAG